Xyrichtys novacula (pearly razorfish) is the source of this 351-nucleotide messenger RNA. Lineage: Eukaryota; Metazoa; Chordata; Actinopteri; Labriformes; Labridae. The record is from the annotation of a GenBank genome assembly.
AUGUCAGGUCUCCUCAACCUCAGCAACCUGGGCAAGAUCUGCGGCUCCAGCAACGACGUGGUUCUGGACCGGGUGAAAAGGAAGAACUCUGUGAGGCGAAUGUCGAUUAUUGAGGAUGGUGAAAUAGCUGAGGUCCUCUACCUUAUUCCGAAACAGUCGAUGAUGGAACAGCUGCCUUUCCUCAACCCCAAUGACUACAUCCUGUGUGAAAAACUGGCCUCUACACCUGCAGAAAUAUCCGGCUGUGAGUAUUUACUCUCAUGUAGAGAAUGUAUGUGUACUGGUGAUGAGUUGUUUUGUAAGUUUCUUUUUAGUCAAAUUUUUCCUAGACAUGACCAAGGGUGUUUCUAG